AUUUUAUUAUUUAUUUUUGUUUUCUACUGUGCUAAAUCUUUUGGAGCGCCAAAGACUUUUUCUAAAAGCAAUUUUUACAGAUACAGAAUACAGAGAUAAUGGAUAAAACCAGAGCUGGCAGUGCAACGACUUUGGAAAAAUGGGGAUUUCCAUUGCUAGAGCUCUAUCGGCUCGCCUUCACCUUCUACAAACAAAACUCUGGCAAGGCCAUACAUCUGUCUUACGAGGACAAUCUCAAGUUGAUCGCCUUCAAACAACAGGCCGCCUUGGGACCCUUCAAUAAAAAUCGUGCGCCGGCUCUUGGUGUGCUCGACGUGAUCGGACGUGACAGACAGCAGCACUGGCAGCUGUUGGGUGAUAUCACGAGAGAGCAGGCUAUGGAGGGUUUCAUCGAUCUGUUGGACACAAUGUGCAGUGCCUUUCGUCCCUAUAUCGAGGCGGUGCGUCAGAAUCGCGAUGCCAAUCUGAAAGCCGACCUGCGUCGCAUGGAACUGGAAAAGGAGGCGCGCGAAAAGCGCGAACGCGAGCAGCAGGAGCUGCUAGAAGAGGGCUACAAGGAGGAAUUGCAGCGACGCCAGCUACAGGACGCACUCAACAAGCAAACGUAUCAGCAAUUUAAGCUGUACGCGGAGAAGCAAUUUCCUGGCAAUCCUGAACAACAGGCUGUGCUCAUACAUCAGUUGCAGCGGGAGCAUUACCAUCAAUACAUGCAACAGUUACAUUUGCAGAACCAAAUGCAAUCGAAUCUGAGUCAAGGGGAACAGCAAGCGCUAGAAAUGGACAAGGACAAGGGCACGUUGCUGCACGAGGAGCUGCAGGAACACAGCGGCAGUGGUGGUGAAAGCAACAACAAUAAUAAUAAUAACAACAACAUCACCAACAGCAGCGACGGCAGCAGCAGCACAGUCAACAACAGUCCUGGCCAUUCAAAUCUCGUCCAGGCCAUGGAUGCACUGCAGCUGAACACGUUCGAGUGCCAGCAGCAAGAGGAGACCGAACAGCUGCAGGAGCAGCCCGAGGGCGACGGUGAGGGCGAGGCUAAUGAGGAAUACAGUGAUUAUGUGAUGAUACGUCCGGCCAAAAUAUGGACGCGACCCGAUAUCGAACAGUUCAAGACUGAAGUUUCUGCCGGCGAUGGUGAUGGCGUCAUUACCAUUGGGCACGGCGAUACGGUUACAGUGCGCGUGCCUACAAAUAUGAAUGGCAAAUGCAUUUUUUGGGAAUUUGCCACCGAUAAUUAUGAUAUUGGCUUUGGAAUAUAUUUUGAGUGGGCAAAACCAGUUACCAGCGAGGUGACGGUGCACGUCAGCGACAGCGAUGAGGAAGACGAAUGUUUGGACGAGGAUUAUCUAUCGACCACCGAGGAUUUGGAGUCGGGUUCCAUGUCGCAGGACCGCAACAUGCUGGACGCCCAAGCUGCGGCGAUGGUUGCUAAGCCACCCAUUUCCAUUAUUGUGCCAAUAUAUCGGCGCGAGUGCUACAACGAGGUCUAUGUGGGCUCGCAUUCAUAUCCUGGCGAAGGAGUAUACUUGCUGAAAUUUGACAAUAGCUACAGCAUUUGGCGAUCCAAAACGCUUUAUUAUCGCGUCUACUACGAACGAUAAUGCCAAA
Messenger RNA from Drosophila navojoa, 1611 nucleotides. Its product is annotated as Golgi resident protein GCP60. NCBI's taxonomy places the organism in Eukaryota, Metazoa, Arthropoda, Insecta, Diptera, Drosophilidae. Gene Ontology annotation, molecular function: fatty-acyl-CoA binding. Gene Ontology annotation, cellular component: Golgi membrane. The record is from RefSeq and is a predicted model, not a curated record.